This is a messenger RNA of Arachis ipaensis, 525 nucleotides long. The record is from RefSeq and is a predicted model, not a curated record. NCBI's taxonomy places the organism in Eukaryota, Viridiplantae, Streptophyta, Magnoliopsida, Fabales, Fabaceae.
AUGGCAGCUAGGUAUGAUCUCAUCAAGUGUAUCAAUGCUGGUCCAGAGCAUAAGGUGUGGAAGCUCAAAGUACGUGUCAUUAGACUUUGGAUUGUUUCUCACUUUGCAAAUUCUGGGAUGAAGGCACCUAUUGAGAUGGUUGUCCUUGAUGAAGAGGGGGAUACAAUUCAAUGCUCUAUUAAAGGUAUAUUUGUUCCUAUCUUCGAGGGCCUAUUCGCUGAGGGCAAUAUGUACGUUGUCACUAAUUUUGCAGUUGCUUUGAAUACCAUCAAGUUCAAGCCUACUAGACACGAAUUUAGAAUCCACUUUAAGAGGGACACGAUUGUGCGUCCGGUACAAGAUUCUUCAGUUCCAUUGAACAGAUUCAAUUUUGUUCCAUUCAAAAAAAUUCAGGCAGAGUCUAAAGAAGAUGGUUAUUUAGUUGAUGUGAUAGGUCAGCUUGCCUCUAAGGAUAACUUGGUCGAGUUCACACGGGACGGGAAGCUGUCAAGUUAUAUCACCAUAGAACUUGAUGAUCUUGAGUAA